Recurvomyces mirabilis is the source of this 2109-nucleotide messenger RNA. Its product is annotated as Sterol O-acyltransferase 2 (Sterol-ester synthase 2). The record is from RefSeq and is a predicted model, not a curated record. NCBI's taxonomy places the organism in Eukaryota, Fungi, Ascomycota, Dothideomycetes, Mycosphaerellales, Teratosphaeriaceae. Bases 1 to 2109 code for a protein of 702 amino acids. The transcript has a single exon. Gene Ontology annotation, cellular component: endoplasmic reticulum membrane. Gene Ontology annotation, biological process: ergosterol metabolic process. Gene Ontology annotation, molecular function: ergosterol O-acyltransferase activity.
AUGUCUUCUGGAGAGCGCCCCUCCCUACUCUCGCAUGACACACUCGGCGCCCCAACCUUAGCUGGCAGUCUGCGGGAGAAUGGAGUCGCUUCUUUCAGCGUAGAUGGAGCCUUGGAGCAGAAUGGACAGAAUGGCAACUAUGCAAAAUAUUGGACGGAUGCUCGGGACUUCGGAUCCGUUGGCGAGCAGUCGGAUGAUGACGGGAGUGCACUGUUGGAUGACAAUGACUCGAUAGAAGAUUAUGAUGAGAUGGAGUUGGAUCCGGACACUUUAGUCGCAAACAGUAGAAAGACUAUGGAUCCCAGCCUGAGACCUGGCACCGAUCCGCUCAUGUCACAAUCAGUCACCCCCAACGACAGGCCUUCUGGCCAUUUGAGGGACAGGAAAAAGCGCAACUCUAUCCAGAUAAGAUUGGAGAAGACAGAUCGGAAAGGUCGCUACAUCUUGACAGCCGACGAUCCUGAAAUUCGGGAGAUAUUGAGGAAAGGUGUAGAGCGAGAGCGGGUAGAAGCAUCAGGAAAGAAGCCUCGCUUGCGAUUCCGAGAUCUGGUAUUUACAAGACAAUUCACAACGUUCGAUCGCCGGAGUCAGGCCAGCAGUGAGAGUCCCUUCUUUGGCUUCUUCACAUUAUUCUGGUUGGCAAUGGCGCUGUUGAUCGCGCAGAGUUGCCUAAAGAAUUGGCGGGAGUACGGCAGUGUCCUAGGUAGCAAUCAGAUCAUGAAGAUGAUGUUCUCACAUGAUGUGUACGUGCUCGGCUUGACGGAUGGGGCCAUGACACUGGGCAUGUUCGUCACAUAUUUCAUUCAAGUGUUUGUGAAGAAAGGAUGGGUCAAUUGGGGUAGAGGUGGAUGGAUUCUGCAGAACAUCUGGCAAACUGGAUACUUGGCUGGAUUGGUAGGCUGGGCGUAUUUCCGGGAAUGGCCAUGGACCCACACCAUCUUUGCGGUGUUGCAUGGUCUGGUAUUUCUAAUGAAGCAGCACAGUUUCGCAUUCUACAAUGGCUACCUAUCAGGCGUCUACAGGCGGAAAGCGCUACUGGAGGUCAAGUUGAAGCAGCUUCAGGACAUGGAACCGAAUCACUCUGCCCCGACUAGUCCUCGGGCUUCACAGCAGAUGGACCAAUUCGCGACUGGAAUCGACCUGUCCGAGCUAGCAAAGAAGACGUCCGAGCAUACUAUGGCAAAACGUCGUCCGUCGAUGCACCGAAACUCCACGAAUCUCACCAACGAAACAUCCGACGUCGCCUCCGUGGCCGCCGCCAUCCAAUCCGGCUCUCCCAUAACACCCGAUCAGUUGCAGACAUUCGAGCGCAUCAUGCACGCCGAGAUCGACGACCUCACCCAAGAGCUCAAGGGCAAGAAUUCGUGCGGCUCAAAUGCCUACCCUUCGAACCUCCGCCUCAGGAACUUCGCCGAGUACAUCUGCCUCCCCACUCUCGUCUACGAACUCGAGUACCCACGCCAAGAACGCAUAAACUGGUGGUACGUGGCGGAGAAACUCUGCGCCACCUUCGGCGUCCUCUGCAUCAUGCAAGUCAUUAGCCAAGCCUUCAUCUAUCCCGCCGUGGCCAAGACCCUGCGGAUGAAAGAAGCAGGCAUGACGAUCGAGGAGCGCUGGCAAGAAUUCCCAUAUAUCGUCUCAGAUAUGCUGUUCCCGCUCCUCAUCGAACAAUUACUCACAUGGUACCUGAUCUGGGAAUGCAUCCUCAACGUCCUGGCCGAACUGACCUAUUUCGCCGACCGCGGCUUCUACGGCGAUUGGUGGAAUAGCGUAACCUGGGACCAGUACGCGCGGGACUGGAACAGACCUGUGCACAACUUCCUGCUGCGUCAUGUCUACCAUAGCUCCAUCUCGAGUUUUCAUCUGAGCAAGCUUGCGGCGACGUUUGUGACGUUCUUGCUUAGUGCGUUGGUGCAUGAGAUGUGCAUGGCGUUGAUGUUUCGGAAGGUCAGGGGGUAUUUGUUUAGUAUGCAGUUGAUGCAGAUGCCGCUUGUGAUGGCGAGUCGGAGCAAGUACUUGAGAGAUCAGGUCAUAUUGGGGAACGUGGUGUUCUGGCUGGGCCUUUUCAUUGGUCCGAGUUUCUUGACCAGUCUCUACCUUGUCAUAUAG